Messenger RNA from Pomacea canaliculata, 1438 nucleotides. Its product is annotated as lysyl oxidase homolog 3-like. Lineage: Eukaryota; Metazoa; Mollusca; Gastropoda; Architaenioglossa; Ampullariidae. The transcript has 12 exons. Bases 47 to 745 code for a protein of 232 amino acids. Gene Ontology annotation, cellular component: membrane. The record is from RefSeq and is a predicted model, not a curated record.
GGGCUUUGAAUAGUGUCAUUGUUACUACACACGCGCAUUCAGCACCAUGAUGUUUCUGGUACUGGUUGCUUGCCUUUUGCUCAAUCCUGUCGAAGGAGGACCUUUCCGUGGUGCAUACCCUGGAAUCGAAAGUAUGAGAUUUGAAGCUUUAAAUGGUGUAUACCCUGAAGUCAAAAGUGUGAGCUUUCAAGAACUGAUGCAAAUCCUUGGGAUAAUAGAUGUGCGCUUGGUUAAUGGGACAGAAGAGGCCGGGCGACUUGAGAUUGUACAUGAAGGAACCUGGGGCACAGUGUGUGAAGAUGAGUUUGGAAGGGAAGAGGCUCUUGUGGCUUGCAAAAUGUUACGAAUUUACGAUGGUAAAGCAGUCUAUGCUAAGUCCUUCAUGUUCGGCGCUGGCAGCGAUGAGCAACAAAUUCUGCUGAGCGACCUCGACUGUAACGGCACAGAGACAACGCUGUGGGAUUGUAAACACAGUGGUUUGUACAACCACAGUUGUAGGCACAGCAAAGACAUCGGCAUCAUUUGCAAUUUCAAUGCCAACCAGCUUCGUCUGUCUGGUAAAAGUCGAAUCAACCAAAACAUGGGUCGUGUGGAAAUCAAAGUCGGUGGUGUGUGGAGCGGUGUGUGUGGCAGCUUCAGCAGACUUUCAGCCAAAGUAAUCUGUAGACAACUUGGUUAUCCAUCAGAAAGCGCAAUGACUACAUGGUUUCGCCGUUUGGUCCACGGGAAUCAAGAGGCGUCUUAGAAGUUGAUCUGAACUGUACAGUAAACGAGACUCGGAUUCAAAAUUGUCUUGUGGAACCUAUCUUUUACAGUGCCAACUGCAAUACAGAAGAAUUUGGUGUUAUUUGCAGCAAUAGAACCACAUCUCUUUAUGUUGUUGUUGAAUCAUCUACUGAAUACCCAUUCAUGGAAGGACAACACGUAAGUCUGAAGUGUGAGAAAACACAGUCAAAAAAGCCUGUGGCUAACUACUCUUGGCCAGAAACUGCAGGUGGAAGUCCUUCUGGUCAGUUCCUGAUCUUUGACAAUGUGACGAGAGAGCACAAUGGAAUGCUAGUGGGGUGUGCAGGCAGCUAUGGAGAUAACACGAGAACAACUCAUAUUCAGUGACACUACAAUGUUACAAGUUUACUACAAACCAGUAAUUGAGAUUAUCUCAAAUUCUACUAAGUGUAGAUAUGAGAAGCAUAUUUCGAAUGUAUGUCUUGUCACUCGUGGCGAUGAUGUUACAUUUAUGUGCAUCGCUAGAAGCAACCCACCUCCUGCUUCUUUCAAAUGGUUUGGAGGAACUAGCAGCACCACAAUGAAUUUAACGAUUACAGCAGCAAAGCCUGCAUCUGAUGAUGGACCAUACAUAUGUUAUGUAGAAACGAAAUCGUUUGCAAAUGAUCCACGGCUGCCUCUUUCAUCAUUUUACCAAGCUUACCGUCAUUCG